AUGGGAAUUGUUUUGAUCGGGAUUAUAUUCGGGGCUUUGUUGAGGCAAUUAUCAGUGGGGAUUUUUAGUGAUGAAUUGUGGUUAUGUUUAUUGCAGAAGAGCCAUUGGUUCCUGACUGUGCAUUGUUGGCAUUUCUUAGGUUCGUUAGCUGAUCAUUGUAGGUUACUCAGCAAUGAAAAAAUUGAGUCACUGAAAUAUUGGAGAAUUGAGUUUUGCUUAAGAUUGUUGAGGGAGCAAUCUUCAUUGCUGUUUGAAAUUGGGAGAGGACCUUUUAGCAUACUGCAGAUUGUUCAAUGUCCCUGUAUCCGAGCUAUAUGGAAGGAAUUUGAAUUUUCAGAUUGUUUCUCAAUUGUACUGCUCUAGGACUCGAGUCGGUAUUUUUUGCUUCGGAUCAUCCGAAAAUGGAAAACCCAGUUGAGGUUUAUUGCUUUGCGUUGUGAAAGUUUGGGGAGUCAAAAGCAGCAUCAGUCAUGGUUUGCCAAGAAGUUUUUCUCUGGACCAGAAAAGGAGACUCUUAUAGUUGAUAUUGAUGUCGAUUUUAUGUUGUCACCACACCAUCUUAAUGAAACUAUUCAGUAGAAAUCAUACCGAAGAUGGGCUGUAUUAGGCUGCUUGCUGGAAUUAUAUGAUAGAAAAAAUUAUUUCAGGCAAAUGUGAUAAUUGGGCCCUUGUUUUAAUGACUGGCUUUUUUUUGAUGAAAGAAUUGAUAAUAUAAUGAACUUUGAGCCAGGAUUGCUAUUAAUGGUGUGCUCAAUCACCCAAAUACUAUAUAUGACCCACUCUCUUCUUGAGGUUGUUUGUUGCUUCUUGGGGAAAAGAACUAUGAGUUGA
Jatropha curcas is the source of this 831-nucleotide messenger RNA. Lineage: Eukaryota; Viridiplantae; Streptophyta; Magnoliopsida; Malpighiales; Euphorbiaceae. The record is from RefSeq and is a predicted model, not a curated record.